UGUGGCGCCAUGUGGACAAGGGCACCCCGGAAGGAGCCAUCGAUGCCAUGCUGAUCCACGGGCAGGAUGCCAUCACCGUGUCCAACGCUGGGCGGAUUCUGCGCUCCUGGGAGACCAACAUCGGGGGCUUGAACUGGGAAACCUCCCUGGACACGGGCAGUUUCCAGGGGGCUGCCCUGGUGGGGCUCCCUGAGGCAGUGAAGUACGUGGCAGUGCUGAAGAAGGCAGCCCUGUCCCUGCACUACCUGUCCAACGGGCACCAGAAGUGGGUGGAACACCUGCCUGAAAGUGAGAGCACUCAGUAUGAGCUGCUGUACUCCCGUGGCACUGGAGUGAUCCACGUGGUUGGCAUCGUCCCCCGGAGCCACCUGAGCCUGCUGACCUUCAGUGUGGAGGAUGGGGAAAUCACCAGACAGGUGAGGGUGGCAGCCCCGUGGCUGGGGGCUCUGCAGGGCCCCUGUGCCGUGGUGGGGGAGGCUGUGCUGGUGUGUGUGGACACAGCCACACGUUCCCUGCACGUCUGUGCCCUGGACACGGAGCAGGACAUGAGGAGCAUCCCCCUGCAGUCCCUGGAGCUGGAGUUUGCUGAUGACUUCCAGGCCAGGAUCUUGGCCACUCAGCCCAGUGUGAGCGGCGCCUCACGGACUCAGUUCUUCCUGCAGCUGUCCCCAAGCCACUUCUCCCUGCUGCAGUACAAGCAGGGGCUGCUCAGCCACCUCCGGGACUUCCAGCAGGCAGCUCUAGUGAGUUUUGCAACGACUGGGGAGAAGACAGUGGCUGCUGUGCUGACAUGUAGGAAUGAACUGAAACCUGGACUCUCUGAUGGCCUCCAAGCUGGCAGCACUCUGGAGGAUGCCCGCAGGCAGGAUUCCUUAACCUGCUCCAAUCAAACCUACAACAUAAACCUCUACCUGGUUGAGACUGGGCAAAGAUUGUUGGACACCACAAUCACCUUCAGCCUGGAGCAAGGAGGGGCCAAGCCACAGCAGCUGUACAUCCAAGUUUUCCUGAAGAAGGAUGACUCCGUGGGCUAUCGAGCCUUGGUGCAGACUGAGGACCACAUGCUCAUGUUCCUCCAGCAGCCAGGAAAAGUUGUGUGGAGUAGAGAGGAGUCACUGGCAGAGGUGGUGAGCUUGGAGAUGGUGGAUCUGCCUCUGACAGGAGCACAGGCUGAGCUGGAGGGAGAAUUUGGAAAAAAAGCAGCCAUCCAAGAUGGCUUGCUGGGAAUGUUCCUGAAAAGACUCUCAUCCCAGCUCAUCCUGCUGCAAGCCUGGACUGCCCAUCUCUGGAAGAUGUUCUACGAUGCCAGGAAGCCCCGGAGCCAGAUUAAAAACGAGAUUAACAUUGACAAUUUGGCCAGAGACGAGUUCAACCUCCAGAAGAUGAUGGUGAUGGUCACUGCCUCGGGCAAGCUUUUUGGCAUUGAGAGCAGUUCUGGCACCAUCCUGUGGAAGCAGUACCUGAGGAAUGUGAGACCAGGCUCCUCCUUCAAGCUGAUGGUGCAGAGAACAACAGCCCAUUUUCCCCACCCUCCACAGUGCACUCUGCUUGUCAAGGACAAGGAAACGAAGAUGAGUUUUCUGUACGUCUUUAACCCCAUCUUUGGCAAGAGAAGCCAGGUAGCUCCUCCUGUUCUGAAGCGUCCCAUCCUCCAGACUUUGCUUCUGCCCAUUAUGGAUCAAGACUAUGCCAAAGUGCUGCUGCUGAUUGAUGAUGAGUACAAGGUUACCCCUUUCCCAGCCACUAAAAACGUCCUUCGCCAGCUGGAAGAAAUAGCCCAUUCCAUCUAUUUUUACUUAGUUGAUGCUGAGCAAGGAAAACUCUCUGGAUUCAGGCUGAAAAAGGACCUGAGCACAGAGGAGAGCUGGGAGGUGGCCAUCCCCACGGAGGUGCAGAGGAUUGUGGCUGUCAAGGGGAAGAGGUCCAACGAGCACGUGCACUCCCAGGGCCGCGUGAUGGGCGACCGCAGCGUCCUCUACAAGUCCCUGAACCCCAACCUGCUGGCCGUGGUGACCGAGAGCACGGACACGCACCACGAGCGCACCUUCAUCGGGAUCUACCUCAUGGACGGGGUCACGGGCAGGAUCAUCCACUCCUCCGUGCAGAAAAAGGCCAAGGGGCCCGUGCACAUGGUGCACUCUGAGAACUGGGUGGUGUACCAGUACUGGAACACCAAGGCCCGGCGCAACGAGUUCACGGUGCUGGAGCUCUACGAGGGCACAGAGCAGUACAAUGCCACAGCCUUCAGCUCCCUGGACCGCCCCAUCCUGCCCCAGGUGCUGCAGCAAUCCUACAUUUUCCCCUCUGCCAUCAGUGCCAUGGAGGCCACCAUCACUGAGAGGGGCAUCACCAGCCGCCACCUGCUCGUUGGGCUUCCCUCUGGGGCCAUCCUGUCCCUCCCCAAGGCCCUGCUGGACCCUCGGCGCCCGGAGAUCCCCACGGAGCAGAGCAGGGAGGAGAACCUGAUCCCCUACUCACCAGAUGUGCAGAUCCACGCUGAGAGGUUCAUCAACUACAACCAGACCAUCUCCAGGAUGAGGGGCAUUUACACAGGCCCCUCUGGCCUCGAGUCCACCUGCUUGGUUGUGGCCUAUGGGCUGGACAUCUUCCAGACCCGGGUGUACCCCUCCAAGCAGUUUGAUGUGCUCAAGGAUGACUAUGACUACGUGCUCAUCAGCAGUGUCCUCUUUGGGCUGGUCUUUGCCACCAUGAUCACCAAGAGACUGGCCCAGGUGAAGCUGCUCAACAGGGCCUGGCGCUGAGGGAGGGAUCCCAGCCCCCCCAGGGAUGGACCCACAGGCCUCUGCUCCACUGGGCUGGAAGAGAUUUGUGAGGAAAAGAGAUUUGUGAGGAAAAGCUGCUGGAGGAACGAAACCCGCGCUGCCCACGUGUGUCCUGCGAGAAGAAACGGAAGAGAUGAAAAACAGA
Molecule: messenger RNA, 2928 nt
Organism: Zonotrichia albicollis (white-throated sparrow)
Lineage: Eukaryota; Metazoa; Chordata; Aves; Passeriformes; Passerellidae
Source: RefSeq, a predicted model, not a curated record